Asparagus officinalis (garden asparagus) is the source of this 1650-nucleotide messenger RNA. Its product is annotated as unconventional myosin-XVIIIa-like. The record is from RefSeq and is a predicted model, not a curated record. NCBI's taxonomy places the organism in Eukaryota, Viridiplantae, Streptophyta, Magnoliopsida, Asparagales, Asparagaceae. Bases 1 to 1650 code for a protein of 549 amino acids. The transcript is spliced from 4 exons.
AUGACCACCGGUACUUCAACCGUAAUUUCAUCCUCGGCAGAGGAGGCUACCCUCUCUCCCUUGGAGUGCUUGCGGAAAAGGAGUGCGGCGCGAGCUCUGGCUGAUUUCCAAGACACUCUAGUCGAUUGCGUCAAGCUCGCUUUGGAGGAGAGUUGUCCCUUCGAGAAUUUUAAGGAGGAUCUUGACUACAUCGUGUUCUUCCUAAUCAAGAGGCUUGGCCACACUGCGGCGAAGCCCUACUUUCAGCGUAUGGAGGAAGUGGAGGAAGCUGUUCAACAGCUGCUUGCCCUUCGUGCGAAGAGUUCCUCACUUGUUGAUCUUGCCUCCAACGAAGCCAAGGCUGAGGAUGAACGAGUGGCCCUCGAGCAACAGAAGGCCGAUAACCAUGUUUCUCGCUUGUCUUCGGAGGUAGAGAAUCUGAAGCAAGUUAUAGCUAAAGCGCAGGCCUCAUUGGCCAUCCAAGAGAAGGCUCAUGAACAGGCAGUCAAGGAAUUGGAGGACAUUGGAUCGCGUCGGCAGUUGGCGGCUGAUUCCAUUGAGGAAAAGGAUCGAGCCCUCAGGGAGAUCAAAGAGACCGUCCAAGACUUAGUCUCACGUACUGAGGAAGAUCUUCGCCGAGAGAUCCUGAGGAAGCUAGAGCUUCGUCAUGCUGGGGAGAUUCGUGAGGCGGAACUAAUGGCUCCGAAUGUGAAAAAGGUUACCUCGAAGAAAAGGAAGGAGACGUCUUCUUCAAGUGCUGCUGAGGCUGUUGCCGCCGAAGACCAAGAAGAGACGCCGACUGCCGAAGAGCAGGCGACCGAACCCAUUCUGAUUUCCGACGACGAGUCUGAGGGUGCGGCGACUUCCUCCGAAUCGAAGCCCGCUCCGACACCUGAUGCCGAACCCUGCCUCGAGAUGCCACCCAUCACGGCGCUCGCUCCGGGUCAAGAGCCUAUUUCUUCCGAUUCCUCGUCUCUACAGGCCCGCCUUGAAGAGUUCGAGAAUGCGGUGAAGCAAGUGAUUUCCCUCGUCAGUCUUGGCAUGGGCAGUUUUGACGGCUUUAGGCAAUCUCUCCUGGACCGCGUGGUCAACCUUCGACGAUCGGGCGAAAAUUGGAUUGCCAAGCGUUGCAUGCAGAAGCUCCGUCUUUUGGAGUCACGCAUGAUGAGGCUAGAGACGUUGUUACGAGAAGGCCCGGAAGUUGAUAUGGAAUCUUUCCUGGUUCGUGUCAGGCGUCGAGAGGCCUGGGAUCAGGAAGUUCGCUCUAAGGAAUCUUUCCUGGUUCGUGUCAGGCGUCGAGAGGCCUGGGAUCAGGAAGUUCGCUCUAAGGAAAUAGCAUAUCUGGAGACUAACCUCGCCUCCUGGGUGGGUCAACAACACUUACUGGGAGAAAGGAUAGGUGACGCUACUUCCACUGUAGCCCGUCUGAAGACCGAGUUAGGAGAGGCGGAGUCGUCUCUGAGGAAGCUUCAAUCCGAGAGGGCAAAGGUCGACAAGGUCGUUGAAGAGAAAACUCGGAACCUUUUCACGCUACGCGAGGAGGAUACUGUCACUAGGUCAAGCUUCGAGGGCCGAGUGCGACAAGAGGCUGAGGACAAGGCCAGGGAGGACCACGCAGGAAAGAUAGCCGCGGCCAAGGUAGAUCUUGCUUCCUUUAGUCUGUUGGAUUAG